Molecule: messenger RNA, 1146 nt
Organism: Arthroderma uncinatum
Lineage: Eukaryota; Fungi; Ascomycota; Eurotiomycetes; Onygenales; Arthrodermataceae
Product: 26S proteasome non-ATPase regulatory subunit 13
Exons: 3
Coding region: 1-1146 (381 amino acids)
Biological process (GO): ubiquitin-dependent protein catabolic process
Cellular component (GO): proteasome regulatory particle, lid subcomplex; cytosol; nucleus
Molecular function (GO): structural molecule activity
Source: RefSeq, a predicted model, not a curated record
AUGCAGGUCGACAAGAUCCCAGACUUCCUCGCGGAGAAACGAGGAGAAGCUCUCGAUGAAUCCCAAUCACUGCUCUUACAGGUUGAAGACUUCUGGGAACGGAAAUUAUGGCAUCAGCUCACAAAUGCUCUGAUAGAGUACUUCUGUCUCCCAGAAAGUGCACCUCAGAGGCUGUCGUUCUUCAAAAACUUCAUUCUCACUUUCGCGGACAAGAUAAAUCAGCUGAAGUUUGUCACACUGGGGUUGAUGGCAUCCACACAAUGCAGCGAUGACCAAGAACGACUUUCCUUUUUAGCAUCAUUAGCCAGCAAAGUUGAUAAACCAGGGUCGCAAGAUGCCCAUGUGUACGCCAUUGCGGACGUCGCGAGCGUUAAGCUACGGCUGAAGGACUUUGAAGGGGCCCGAAAGGACCUCGAUGCUUCGCAGGCGGUGUUGGACAUGUUUGAUUCGGUCGAAAACGUAGUGCAUGCAGCUUUUUACAAAGUUAAUGCAGACUACUACCAUGCCAAACUCGAGUUCGCUUCAUACUACAAAAACGCCCUCCUGUAUUUGGCAUGUAUCGACCUGCAAUCUUUGGCACCGGAAGACCGUGUUGCAAGAGCAUAUGACCUCAGUGUCGCAGCACUCGUUUCCGAUACCAUUUACAACUUUGGUGAAUUGCUCCUCCACCCUGUGCUGGAUGAGCUAAAGGACGCCCCCCACGCCUGGCUUCGGGACUUGCUCAUGGCUUUUAACCGGGGUGACUUGAGUGCAUACGAUGUGUUGGCUGUCAACAUGGAUAAAAACCAAUUGCUUCAGCAACACAAGGUAUUCUUAUAUCAAAAGAUAUCCCUUGCAGCCCUCACCGAGAUGGUUUUCCGGCGUCCACCACACAACAGAAGCAUGACCUUUGCUACCAUAUCAGAGGAGACCAAGGUUCAACCCAAUGAAAUCGAACAUCUAAUAAUGAAGGCACUUAGCCUGGGUCUCCUCAAGGGGACAAUUGACCAAGUUGCUCAAAUAGCACACGUCCACUGGGUACAGCCAAAGGUCCUCGAUAUGAGUCAGAUCGAGGGAAUGCGGACAAGACUACGCGAAUGGGACGCUGGAGUCAACCAGCUCGGCCACUGGAUCGAAAGUGUAGGGAAGGACGUCUGGGCUGCAUAG